Molecule: messenger RNA, 1605 nt
Organism: Polyodon spathula (Mississippi paddlefish)
Lineage: Eukaryota; Metazoa; Chordata; Actinopteri; Acipenseriformes; Polyodontidae
Product: solute carrier family 22 member 13-like
Exons: 10
Coding region: 1-1605 (534 amino acids)
Biological process (GO): transmembrane transport
Cellular component (GO): membrane
Molecular function (GO): transmembrane transporter activity
Source: RefSeq, a predicted model, not a curated record
AUGGUAGACUUUGGAGAAAUCCUAGUUCUCAUUGGAGACUUCGGGUUAUUCCAAAAACUGCUGCUAUUUGGGGUAUGCUUCCCGAAUGUAGUUUUAUCCUUUCAUUUAUUGAGUCUGCUUUUUACAGGAAUCGCUGUACCUCAUCACUGUAAUACAGACUGGAUCCUGCAAAUCAGCCCCAACUUGACAGAAGCAGAGCAGCUGAACCUCACGGUGCCCCUGGAGCAGGACGGAUCCUACCAGAGGUGUGAGAUGUACAGGCCUGUCUGGGAUAUCGAGGGCACUGAGGAGCACAGCAUCAACUCCACCGUGCCGUGUCAGGAGGGAUGGGUAUAUGACACUUCACAGUAUAAGACAACAGUGAUUACAGAGUUUGAUCUGGUCUGUGACCAUGCUAAGUGGGUGAGGGUGGCCCAGUCUGUUUUCAUGGCUGGCAUCCUCGUUGGGGCGUUGAUUUUUGGUCCUCUUGCUGAAAGGUUUGGUCGGAAGCGAGCUGUGCAAGUAACUAUGGUAAUGCUGCUACUGUGUGGUACUGGGACAGCACUGGCUCCCAAUUUCUACGUGCACAUCGCCUUGCAGUUCUUUGUCGGGCUCUCAUAUGGUGGCUUUCGAAUCCACUGUGUCAUUUUAGCCACAGAAUGGAUUGGAGUGUCCAAGCGCUCCUACCCUGCUAUUUUGACUCAGAUAAGCCUGGGUCUUGGGCAGUGUAUCAUGGCUGGUAUCGCCUACUUUAUCCGGGACUGGAGAACGCUGCAGUUCACCAUCUCAGCCCCUAUUGGGAUUGUUGUGUUGUAUGUCUGGGCGAUUCCAGAGUCAGCAAGGUGGCUGAUCUCCACAGGAAAAUAUGAAGAAGCUAAACAGCUCAUUUUAAAGGUGGCAGCUGUGAAUAAAAGGCCAGUCCCAAGUGAAGCUGUUGACAAGAUUGCAGAAAACAGGAGCACAGGCAACGGGACGAUGGUGGAUCUCAUCACUACAGCUGAGCUCAGGAAGUUUGGAUGUAAUCUAUCAUACUAUGCCCUGACGUUAAAUGUUGGAAGCUUUGGCCUAGACAUCUACCUGACUCAGCUCCUGUUUGGCGCUGUUGAAAUCCCUGCCAAUGUCCUGUGCAUGUGGGCUCUACAUGUUUUUGGAAGGAGGAUAUGCCAGGGGUCUACCAUGCUCCUGGGAGGGAUUGCUUGCCUUCUCAUAUUGGCUGUCCCACCAGACGUGCCUGUUGCUACUACAGGACUCGCCGUUGCAGGGAAGUUCUUUGUCACCGGGGCUUCUACAAUAAACUACGUCUAUGUUCAAGAGCUAUUCCCUACAGCUGUCAGGCAGAGUGCCACUGGUUUGUGCUCAAUGGCAAGUAGACUCAGUGGUAUCAUUGCUCCUCUGAUCGUGUUGCUUGAAGCCUGCCACUGGUCUAUUCCCUAUCUGAUAUACGGGGCUGUUCCACUGAGUGGAGGUCUUCUUUGUUUUCUGCUGCCUGAAACGUCAAAGAGGGAACUGCCUGACCACAUGGGUUUAACAAAGGAGUUCAAGAGGGAUGUGGAAACCAUGAAUGAAAGCAGGGUCUCCAAGAUAAAAGAUGAUAGUGAGCUGAGUUUUCAAGCCACCAGGCUGUAG